Balaenoptera acutorostrata (minke whale) is the source of this 3839-nucleotide messenger RNA. RefSeq names its product glycerophosphodiester phosphodiesterase domain containing 5 (gene GDPD5). Gene Ontology annotation, cellular component: plasma membrane. The transcript is spliced from 19 exons. Bases 1155 to 3008 code for a protein of 617 amino acids. Gene Ontology annotation, molecular function: glycerophosphodiester phosphodiesterase activity. The record is from RefSeq and is a predicted model, not a curated record. Lineage: Eukaryota; Metazoa; Chordata; Mammalia; Artiodactyla; Balaenopteridae. Gene Ontology annotation, biological process: lipid metabolic process; positive regulation of neuron differentiation.
GCCGCGCUGGCAGGCGCUCCGGCGCUGAGCGGCGCUACCUAGGCUCUGCUCGGCUCCGGCUCGACUGCAGCUCCUGUGGGGGUGGGCGGCGGGGGUGGCAGCGGCUGCGGCGCGGGACUGCGAGAGCGGCUAGCGAGCCGGGGGAAGAGGAGGAAGUAUAGCCGCGGCCCGGAGCUCUGGAGUCAGCUGCCGCGCCGGGGACCGCCCCAUUUUGCAGAGCGAGCCGAAUCCGAACCUAAGAAGACUUCCCCGCCGGGCUCCGCGCCUCCUCGCCGGCGCCCUGCCCUGCCCCGCCUGUCCCAGCCCCGGGUUCCGCCGGGACGCUCCCUGCCCUGCGGUCCGGGGCGUGUGGCCGGGACGCCCCGAGCCCCCGACCCUGAUCCAGUGCACCGGAGAGGGACGCUCCUGGCCCACCAUACGGCUCUAGGGUUAAGGGCUCAUUCCCAGCCUUUCUAUAGUGUGUGUUGGAGCCCCCAGCCCUCCGACCGCGGUUAAGGCGGGGUGCCCCCAGCCCCCUGACUGAGUGCAAAGCAGCCCGGACGCCUCCAGACUCUGGUUCCCCGAAACCCGAACCUUCAGCUGCCUCCGAUCCGGUGCUUCGGACUUGGGACCGUGCGAACAUUCAGGAAACCCCGGCCCGAGUUCAGCGCCCCGUGAGGGGUCCAAGGCGGGCUGGAUACUCGGACUGAACCAAACCGGGCUGGUGCUUCGAGUCGAAGCUGCCACCUGCCUGCCGCCCCAGGCGAGGGGCUGAGCGCUUGCCCCCAAGAGAACACAAGAGAGAGCCGAGAAGUGCAGAGACCAAAUGGGGCCGUGCGCAGAAAGCACCGGUGCAGUGCCGGACACGUCGGCAGUGCGCAGUAGAAGGUCACAGACAGUGGCAGAGCCUGCUGGACUCAGACCCUGGACCCCCCUGCAGUGCUCUCUCUAGUGCCCCAACCACCUGAGGCUGGCGGGGGAAGGAUCAACACCCAGUCUUGGGGCCCUUCCCAUCCCCCUUCUCUCUAAGAGCUCUCCCACUGACGUGACAUCACCACCUCGGUGGACAGGACCCCCCAGGAGCCCGGCUCACAGCCACUGGUGCCUUCUUCCAGGACCAGCCGGGGGCCUCCAUGGGCAUCUGAGAGCAGGGCGCCAGGGCCGCGGGCGCGAGCAUGGUGAGACACCAGCCCCUGCAGUACUAUGAGCCGCAGCUCUGCCUCUCCUGCCUCACGGGCAUCUACGGCUGCCGCUGGAAGCGCUACCAGCGCUCUCACGAUGACACCACACCGUGGGAGCGCCUCUGGUUCCUGCUCCUCACCUUCACCUUCGGCCUCACGCUCACCUGGCUGUACUUCUGGUGGGAAGUCCACAACGACUACGAUGAAUUCAACUGGUACCUCUACAACCGCACGGGCUCCUGGAGCGACUGGUCCGUGCCCAUCCUCAUGACCACAGCAGCCGCCUUCACUUACGUCGCAGGCCUCCAGCCCUGUGGGCCCCCUGUUCAGGUCCUGGCACUAUGUCACAUUGCCGUGGGGCAGCAGAUGAACCUGCACUGGCUGCACAAGAUAGGGCUGGUGGUCAUCCUGGUGGCUACAGUGGUGGCCAUGUCAGCUGUGGCCCAGCUGUGGGAGGACGAGUGGGAGGUGCUGCUGAUCUCCCUGCAGGGCACAGCGCCGUUCCUGCACAUGGGGGCCCUGGUCGCCGUCACUGCGCUCUCCUGGAUCGUGGCAGGACAGUUUGCCCGCGCAGAGCGAUCCUCCUCCCAGAUGGCCAUUCUCAGUACCUUCUUCACCGUGGUGUUUGCCCUCUACCUGGCCCCUCUCACCAUCUCCUCUCCCUGCAUCAUGGAGAAAAAGGACCUGGGUCCCAAACCUGCCCUCAUCGGCCACCGCGGGGCCCCCAUGCUGGCCCCAGAGCACACGCUGAUGUCCUUCAGGAAGGCCCUAGAGCAGAAGCUGUAUGGACUCCAGGCUGACGUCACCAUCAGCCUGGAUGGCGUGCCCUUCCUCAUGCACGAUGCCACUCUGCGCCGCACCACCAACGUGGAGGAGGAAUUCCCGGAGCUCGCCCGCAGGCCCGCCUCCAUGCUCAACUGGACCCUGCUGCAGAGGCUCAAUGCUGGCCAGUGGUUCCUGAAGACGGACCCCUUCUGGACGGCCAGCUCCCUGUCACCAUCCGACCACAGGGAGGCCCAAAACCAGUCCAUCUGCAGCCUAAUGGAGCUCUUGGAGCUGGCCAAGGGUAAUGCCACGCUGCUGCUCAACCUGCGUGACCCGCCGCGGGAGCACCCCUACCGCGGCAGCUUCCUCAACGUCACGCUGGAGGCCCUGCUGCGCUCGGGCUUCCCCCAGCACCAGGUCCUGUGGCUGCCUGACAGGCAGAGGCCCUUCGUGCAGAAGGUGGCUCCCGGCUUCCAGCAGACAUCGGGCUCCAAGGAGGCAGCUGCCAGCCUGCGGAGAGGCCACAUCCAGCGGCUGAACCUGCGCUACACUCAGGUGUCCCGCCAGGAGCUCAGGGACUAUGCAUCCUGGAACCUGAGCGUGAACCUCUACACGGUCAAUGCCCCGUGGCUCUUCUCCCUGCUGUGGUGCGCGGGGGUCCCGUCUGUCACCUCUGACAACUCCCACACCUUAUCCCAGGUGCCCUCCCCCCUCUGGAUCAUGCCCCCGGACGAGUACUGUCUCAUGUGGGUCACCGCCGACCUGAUCUCCUUCAUCCUGAUCGUUGGCAUCUUCGUGCUCCAGAACUAUCACUUGAUCAGGUGGCGCCUGGGUGGCAUACGGAGCUACAACCCCGAGCAGAUCAUGCUGAGUGCCGCGGUGCACCGGACCAGCCGGGACGUCAGCAUCAUGAAGGAGAAGCUCAUCUUUUCAGAGAUCAGCGACGGCAUGGAGGUCUCCGAUGAGCUCUCUGUAUGUUCGGACAACAGUUAUGACACAUAUGCCAACAGCACCACCUCCCCUAUGGGCCCCCAAGGGAGCGGCAGCCGCGCCACGACCCUCACAGAGCGGAGUGGGCGUUAGCUGAAGACCCGUCUGUCCAGCCUGUGCCUCAUGUGGAGACCGGGGAAGCCCACAGAGCUGGCAGGAGCAUGCUCUGGGAGCUGGCGCCCCAGUCUCCUUGUUGGCUCCAGCCCCUUGUCAGCCAUGGCCUCUCUUGGAGGGGGCUCCCCUCGCCAGCCUCUCACAUGCCCCUGCGGGCCUGGGGCUCCUUUUUCUGGGAAGUCUGGGGCUCGGGGCUCGGGGCCUGGUCCACUCCCGGAGGCCCUCCCUUGCAUCCUGACCUGGAAGUUUGAAGGGUCACUGGGCCGUGCCAUGCCCCCUGCGGCAGUGGAGGAUGUGGAGCCUGCGUGUGCCCACGUGUGUCUGUCCUCCUGUCUGUGCUGUGAGGAAACCACCUUCUCUGUGGUUCUCCUGCCUCAAGGGCCUGCGCUAGGCCUCUGCCCCAGCACCUCUGCUCUUCCAUCAGCCUCAAAGCACAAGGAAGCUUGGCCCAGGAGCAACGCCUGCUACAGUGGUGGAGACACUCCUCCCCUGCCAGCCUCCUGCUGCCGCUGGCCCUGCCCCGGGAGAGAGUCUGAGCCAUAUCCCCUAGGAGCAGCUGGAGAUGGCAAGAGCAGGCUCGGGGCUGCUGGAUCCACACCCAGGAGAUGCACAGACUGACAUGGCUGUUGGAUCCACACCCAGGAGAUGCACAGACUGACAUGACCUCAGGUUCCCACGUCAGUGGCCAAGGGCAGGGGCCACCUGGGAAAAGUGUUCAGGCAUGGUCAGGGGUGGGUAUAUGGCCAAGGAGGCCUUCAGCGGAGGGAGCCUGAGGGGCCUUGGCCAAGAUGAUUAAAGCUGCCAUCUUGA